UCAUUGGUGUCAGUGGGAGGAAUAGUGCCCCGUCAUUGGUGUCAGUGGGGUGGGAGGAAUAGUGCCCCAUCAUUGGUGUCGGUGGGAGGGAGGAAUAGUGCCCCAUCAUAGGUGUCAGUGGGAGGAGGAAUAGUGCCCCAUCAUUGGUGUCAGUGGGGGGAGGAAUAGUGCCCCAUCAUAGGUGUCAGUGGGGGGAGGAAUAGUGCCCCAUCCUUGGUGUCAGUGGGGGGAGGAAUACUGCCCCAUCCUUGGUGUCAGUGGGGGGAGGAAUAG
This is a messenger RNA of Staurois parvus, 273 nucleotides long. The record is from the annotation of a GenBank genome assembly. NCBI's taxonomy places the organism in Eukaryota, Metazoa, Chordata, Amphibia, Anura, Ranidae.